AGGAAUACAAAAAGCUGUUUAUACACUGAGAGUACCGUCCCACGUAUCACCCAACCAUGCAAGCUCUGCAGCUAUGCCGCUGCCCCGCCUCCGCAUCGCAGCGGUCGCUCACGCAGGCAUAUUCCUUCGCCGUUGCGUGUGUGCGGAGCAGAUGCUUUGCCACCGCAGCGGCGGCCGAGCUCGACGUAGCAAACGACGACGUCGAUGCGCGUCUCACAGAAGGCAGAGAAAGUACGGAUGGCACGGCAGAGACGCCAAAAGCGCCUCGCCGGCCCUUAUCAGUGACGUUGCUGCCGUACAUCUACAGCGCCAACACCACUGCACCAGACACACGUCUGGCGCUGCCGCAGGGCACGCGUCCGGUGCGGCGCAUGAAGCGCAUGAUGAACGUCGACACUAUGGCGGACCUGAUGAAGGCGCUGGAUGGCUCGAAGCUGGAAACCGAAGAGGAGUGUGUGCGCUUCCUCAACCUUGUCGUGGCCUUCAUCCGCCAUGAAAACUCGCUGCUACUGCAGGAAGAAUCUCCUUCGCCGGACGUCCGAGAGCGGGCAGCAAAGGUACGAAAAGCGAGAGAUUCUUUCCGAUUGAGUUCGGAGGAGCAACACAUCCUGCUGAAGAAAGCCUGCGUGUUGGUGGAGCAGCGCCGCGUCCCCCUCAUCGUCGCCAGCCGCCUCCUGCGGCAUCGCUGGUUCGAUGAGCUGCGCGCGAGCGGUGGGCCGACCUCGCAGCGCUACGUGAUGGAGCUCGUGCAGAGUUGGAUGGCGGAGGAGCUACUGGCGGAUCGACUUGACCCGCGUGACGCGCGUGCUCUUUUGAGCAACUGCGCCUACGCGCUCAAAUCGCAGGUGGCGCACGCCCGUGCCGCACGUCGCGGCAACGCCUCGUCGACGGCGUCAGGCGGCAAAGCCAGCGAGAGCCAGCUUUCCUCCUUUAUCGGAUCGCUGGCGACGACGGCGGUGAAGGACAUCACGAGCGCCGCACAGGUGGAGGGGCUUCUUAAUGUUAUGUGGGACGUGCACUCGACCGGCUGCGGCGCCCCUGCCAGCUUCUGGGAUGCGAUGGUGCAGCGUAUCGUGCAGUUCAACGCUGCGUUGGAUACUCAACUAACGGAGGUGGCGGAGACGGGGUCGCGCGCCGGACGCGACACCCGCAAACACAAACGAACGGAGUCGCCGCUUUCGCGCCAAGCCGGGCACUUCUUCACGACCCUCACCACGCGACAGCUGUACCGCUUUCUUCUCGUGUUGAAGCUGUCGAAGUGGGCGGGAAACGCGACGGUGCUGCAUCAGCUGGCUGACCAGGCCCUCCGCAACGUGGCCUUCGAGCUUGAGGCUUCGCACCACAGCGACAGCAAUGGUGGCGACACGGAUAAGGAGAUCACCGAGAACAGCGAAGCCGCAGCUCCUGCGUCAAGCGGCGCGAUGUCCAUCCAUCCACCUCCUCCUCCCGCCCCAUCUUUAGAACACCACGCAGUACUCGAUGCACCGCACCUCGUCCAUCGGCAGCCGUCGAAGCGCGACGUCGCACGCCGCAUCCGCCGUGUCGCCGACAUGCGGCCGCAGGAGUUCCUCGAGCUGCUCAGCCUCGCCGCGGACCUGCGCGUCCCCAUCGGCGUCUCCGCCACACGCGUCUCCGAGGAGCUUCUCACCCCGCUCGUGCCGCACCUCAGCACCAAGGACCUCCUCGCCCUGCUGCAGAUUGUCCGAUACACCGAGAGCCAGUCGACGGAGCUGCUGCAGGCGGUGAUGCGUCGGCUAAUGGAGAACGGCCCUGCAACUCCCUACGCGCUGACGCUGAGCAAGACGCUCCUUCGCACGGCCGCCACCGCACCCGACCUGUUCGCCUCGUUAGAGAUGGAUGACUUCGUGCUCUUCUUCCUCGACCUGUGCGAAGCGCAGUUCAGCCUCUGCCAGCCCGCCGUCGUGGUCACCUUGGUCGAUCUGCUGUACACGCUGGGCCGGCGCUACGAUGAGCAUUCGGUGCCCGGUCAGCGCAUUCGUGCCGUAGUGCAUCUCUUCUGCGCUCACAUGGACCGCCUACUGCAGCUGCACGUAAUUGCGGCCGCAAAGGUGGAGCCGCUGCUGGAGAUCACCGUGCUGCUCCGCAUGCGUCCGCGUCCUGAGCUGUACCCCGCCGUGCAGGAGCUGCUGAGCACCCGCGCUGCCGCUGAGGGACAAAAGCAGGCUCGCCACGCAGCCCGUCUGGAAAGUGCAGGUUGCAGCGUCGACAUCCCAAUGGAGGCAACACCAGAAGGGGAGGAGAACGAGAGUAACGAAGGCGCAGCAGUGGUGGAAAGCAGCGAGUUCGCCGCCGGUCGUGGGGCACGGUGGGAGGACCUCUCGGAGACGGAGCUGCCCACGGUCUCCAAGACGGCUCGUCGCGUGUACGGUGAAAUUGGUUACAUGUUUGAGCGCAUGGUGGUUCUCAAGGCCACGCUGAACAAGGCCGACUUCGACAUCUUCCGGCGCGACAUCGAGAAGGCCGGUCUGUACAGUCUUUUUCAGGGUGUUCAGCUCUUUCACCUCGGGCACCUGGAGGUGCAGGUGGCGUACACGACAGACACCGCCAGGGCAGCCGCAAGCAAAAUUCCUCGGGCGCUGCCGUGGUGGAUGGAGAAGACGAUCACCUCCAUUGUCCUCCGCAAGAUCGCGCGAAGCCGCAUUCAUGAGGGGUCGACAGACGAUGAAGUGCUGAAGCUUCUGGGGCACGUCCACUGCGACGCCGCCAAGGUGGACACGGUAGUCGCACUGCUUGUGGAGUCGCCGCUGCAGAUGGUGAAGCGCCAGCGGGCGUUGUGGCUGUACGUCCGCGAGCUGGCCCGACGCUUCGGCUCCGAUGAAACGAAAAAGUCUGUUUCGGCGUACUUGACCAAGUCUCUGUUCUAG
Messenger RNA from Leptomonas pyrrhocoris, 2885 nucleotides. RefSeq names its product putative mitochondrial mitochondrial RNA binding protein. Lineage: Eukaryota; Euglenozoa; Kinetoplastea; Trypanosomatida; Trypanosomatidae. Bases 57 to 2885 code for a protein of 942 amino acids. The transcript has a single exon. The record is from RefSeq and is a predicted model, not a curated record.